Molecule: messenger RNA, 1238 nt
Organism: Larimichthys crocea (large yellow croaker)
Lineage: Eukaryota; Metazoa; Chordata; Actinopteri; Sciaenidae
Gene: cimip4
Product: ciliary microtubule inner protein 4
Exons: 4
Coding region: 556-927 (123 amino acids)
Source: RefSeq, a predicted model, not a curated record
GAUGUGGUUCAAGGGAUGAAAGGUCGGGGGAUCAAUCAGUCAGACUUAAAUAAAACACCCCACAUCCCCUGCCCUGAGUAGUCGAGGGGUGAAAGGUUGAUGAAGGACUUUGGAGAUCGGGGAUGGGAAUAAGACCAGGAUUCGAGAGUCGAGCCUCUGAGUACAUCACUCUGUGUGUUAGAGCCCUGUGGUUCCUGUAUUUGAUUGAAAUAGAGAUGAAAGGAUUUGAAAAUACAGUCAAAGAGGAGUGAACAGUGAAGAUGUGCUUCAGCACUUGAUGUGCAGAAACAGGAUGAGGUCUUUCUUCCUGAACUUAGUCAUAAAACUUUAUUUGAAGCAACAUCUAAUUAUAAAUACCAUCAGAAUAAAACAACUUUAUUUUUGGACACCGAGGCGUGUUAUCUUUGUCAAAAUGUCACUUUUUUCUUUUUCUUUUUUUUUAGUCGUGUCCACAGUGAAACCUGAUGUAAUGCUCUCCGGUGUCUUGCAUGACAUUCUUAAGAAAUUUAACACCUUUUGUUUUGCCUUACCUCUCCUGUGGUUUAUUCUCUCAGUAUGACCUCAAUUGGCCAAAAAGACACCAAACCAGCAAAGACGCAGGUGAGGGCCGUAGAAAGCCCUCAGGUGCUGUCCCUGUCGCUGCCUCAUUAUGUUGAUCCUGGAUCAGACUCGAACGCCCACGGUUACCACAGCUUGGGCCACUGUCUUCGCAACAACAUAUUUCCAGGUGCUCCUUUAACAUGGAGGUCCCUCACCAUGGACUCCUACAUCAGCCACCCUCUGACUGGUUGGCCUGCUGACCCCCAUCUCUGGUAUGGGCACAAGACAGAUGAACUGGUCCAGUGGACAGAGAGAAACAUCAUGAACCAGAAACUCAACAUGAAACUGACAGCGAUGGAAGAAAAAAAAAAGGGCACUGCAAAAUGAGGUCCAGCUUCCUACAAUGAGACCACAACAACACACACACACCGCCUUUGUAAUUCACACCUCAGGUUACCUUGGAAAUGCUAAAAAAAAGGUGUGACAUGCAGCAUUACAUGUUGUAACAUUGGUGUUAAGCAAUAAACAAACGAUAAAGAUAAGACAUGAAAUACCACUAAAAAGAUUAUUGGUUAGAUCAUGGCUGAUAAUGUCUUUGGUUUGGGAUAAACCAAACUGUAAUCAGUUAGGUGUCACAGAACAAUAGCGCCGCUCAUUUUUGUGCAUUUACAUGAUUAAAGAAACGAAAAUAAACUUGA